Galleria mellonella (greater wax moth) is the source of this 654-nucleotide messenger RNA. RefSeq lists its product as uncharacterized. The record is from RefSeq and is a predicted model, not a curated record. The transcript has 4 exons. Bases 1 to 498 code for a protein of 165 amino acids. NCBI's taxonomy places the organism in Eukaryota, Metazoa, Arthropoda, Insecta, Lepidoptera, Pyralidae.
AUGUUCAGUAGAGGACAGGCAAGGGCUGAUAUAUUGUUUAGUAUAAAAGCGCGGCAUGAGGUGCUUUCCGUAUGUAUUGUCGGCGAUCACAGACGAGUGCCUGGCUCUACAGUGACCAUGCUGGCUGCGCCUGUGCCUCACACUAUGUUCUCCAAGCUUGGACUCGUGCUUCUGCUUACUUUGGCGUUAUUGAAUGCAGCUAGUGCAGACUUAUGUCAGACAGACACUUUUGGUGACAUCACGGCAAUGCCGAUGCAACUGAAUACGUCGUACAUCGAAGCCGGAAAGAGAGAUGCACUAGUCACGGUGCCUUCCCAUUUGGUAUGUCCUUAUGGCUACAAGCUGGCGGGUCUCAAGGUGGAGGUGUGCGACGCGGACAUGGCGCCGCGCGUGCGCAUCCGCUCAGUAGACUCGGCGCUGGUGCAUCGCCGCGGGCUGCUGUUCAUCAACGCCACUGUCUACACUACCGUCUACUGCAGGCAAGGCUACGGCCAGUAGACGAAUUGCUCUCCUCACCUUUAUAUUCUUAUUUAUAAAGGUUACAUACACAGACUUACGUGUGUCAUCAUUAUAUAUAUUUUCUUUGUUCCAAUAUUUUUUAAUAAAAUUGGUGCAAUUAAUUAGGUACAUGAUAAUAAAUGUCUUAAUUAUGAA